GAUAAAGAAGAGGUCGUCACUGUGGCAUAUGGACUGGAUGAGUCUGCUCAAGAGACUUGGCCAGAAGAUCAACCAAAGCUCACUGAGGAGGAGUUAAAUGAGAGUAUAACAAGGAUCCUGACUGCAACCAACCCACAUGCACCYCAAAAUAUUGUUCGCUACAGCUUCAAGGAACGCUGCUAUAUGCCCAUCGACGUUGUGGACCAGACGGCGYUUCUCUUUGAGAUGGAGAGCAGCAUCGUGCAUCAAGAUUCUGAUGAGGCUCGAAGACUGACAGUCAAGCAGGGACUGACUAAAGAAAACACAACAACUGACGCAGGAACAAAAACAGAUGAGGUUCGCUUGGAAACCCCGGCUACACCUGUGGAGGACGGAGAAAAUGUAGAAGAAGCUGGAGAGGAGGACAGAGCAGACAGUGUGGCCUCCAAAGCUGACAUGACUGAACCAAAACUUAAAAAUCAGUUCAACUUCAUUGAAAUGGCCAGCCAGACUCUAAAUCGUCCUCAGAUGGAUAGAAUYUGCCAGACUGAACCCCUGCAGUACAGCAACUUCUCUGCCACCUGUAAUCAGUGGGUGAUUUAUGACGCGUACACUGAAGAGUUGAAGAAGCGAGAACAACAUAAAGAGGAGCAAGACACAACACAAGCAAAGAAGGAUGAUGACAAAAUCAAAAACAAGAUGGUCGUGGCAGAAACACAAUUACAGACUGAUGGUCUCACUAAAGUGGCCACAGCAGCCAAGAUCCUCGAACGAAUGGUCAACCAAAAUAACCAGGCUGAGAUAUUUCACGAUUUUAAAUACUAUGAGGAUCCCGCUGAUAAGUACAGGGACAAGGAGGGCACUCUGCUGCCUUUGUGGAAGUUCCGAUACGAGGAGGCCAAAGAAUUGACCGUUACUGCCCUCUGCUGGAAUAGCAAAUAUAAGGACCUGUUUGCUGCAGGAAUGGGCUCAUAUGAUUAUGGUAGACAGGCACAAGGCAUGCUGGUCUUCUACACUCUGGAGAACUCCCCUCGCCCUGAGUACAUCUACCCUACGACUUCUGCCGUUCAGUGUCUUGACAUUCAUCACCAGCGCACCCAUUUGGUGGCCGUAGGCUUCUACGAUGGCUCUGUGGCUGUUUACAAUUUGGAAAAGAGGGGAAAGGAGCCUGUUUGCCAAAGUACUGCAAAGACUGGCAAGCACACAGAUCCUGUCUGGCAGCAUAAGCUCAUCUUUACAGACAUCACCAGUCUGCCAAAGAAUAGACCAAGGAGUGGACAGUUAUACAGCAUUACUGGUGGUAGAUCACUCGACUUCCAUAAACAGAUUGACUAUCUGUUCUUGGUUGGCACAGACCUAGGGAAAAUCUACAAGUGCUCCAAAACUCACUCACCUAAGUUCCUGGAGAUCUAUGAUGCCCACACCAUGCCAGUAGAUGCUGUAAAGUGGAACCACUUCCAUCCAAACGUCUUUAUCUCCUGUAGCUUUGACAACACUGUAAAGAUCUGGGACCACACCGUCAGCACUCCAAUUUUGGUCUUUGAUCUGAAAUCACAAGUUGGAGAUGUUGCUUGGGCCCCAUACUCCUCCACUGUCUUUGCUGCUGUGACAAUAGAUGGAAAAGUUCACGUUUUUGACCUCAACGUUGACAAAUAUGAGGCAAUCUGCCAGCAGCAGGUGGUGUCCAAAAAGAAGGCCAAGCUGACUCACAUCGAGUUCAAUCCAGUCCAUCCUAUCYUCAUCGUAGGUGAUGACCGCGGCCGGGUCACCAGCCUGAAGCUCUCUCCAAACCUCCGCAAGAAGCCCGUGGUGAAGAAGGGUCAGAAGCAGGAACAGGAACCAGAAGCGAUGGAGAAGCUUCUCGACCUGCUCAGAGAAUCAGAGUAGAGCCGCGGUCACAACACGGUACAAUCCUUUGUACUCGUUCAGAAAAAACAUAAAACUCAGCAUAAAUGAACAUUUAAAAGAAAAUAAAACUUGCAAUUUCAACCUCAAUUAGAUGUUGAAAUUAUUUUAGGAUUUGAUCAGUCUUUUGUUUUCCCGUGUCAUCCCUGCAUCGUCAGUUCAGUUCCACCUCCUGCCCCGCCCCCUUUCACCUGUUUUUAGUUUCCACAAACACGUCAUGUUUGUUCCUUGUGAGACCCCAUGUUGUUCUGGAUAUAUUUUUGCUGCUACGUCAGCCUGUUAUUCUAAUUAUUAAAAGUCGUUCCCAAGUUA
Molecule: messenger RNA, 2196 nt
Organism: Austrofundulus limnaeus
Lineage: Eukaryota; Metazoa; Chordata; Actinopteri; Cyprinodontiformes; Rivulidae
Gene: dnai1.2
Product: dynein, axonemal, intermediate chain 1, paralog 2
Biological process (GO): cilium movement; outer dynein arm assembly
Cellular component (GO): outer dynein arm
Molecular function (GO): dynein heavy chain binding; dynein light chain binding
Source: RefSeq, a predicted model, not a curated record